GGUAGUGGGCGGUCGCGUCACGGUAAUAUCCGCUGUUGUUGAGAACUAAUCAGAAAUCCUCCCUUUAGACAUCAGAACUGAGGGCGAUGUGGCUGAAAGUGAUCUUCCUGCUUCUUACGGUGUACAUAUUACCCACUUCCGGUUUUGUCUUCAACAUCCGGUCCAGUCCCGACCCCAACAGAAACCGGUGUGGCCUAAGAUGGAUCAAAAUGACAAUUCACCCCCCGACAAUGUACGCCAGUCGGUGUCAGUCGGCCACUGUGUACACUCGCGGAUGCAAGGGAGGGUGUGAGUCCUACAGCAAAAUAGAUUAUGAGCGCAAUGCCACGAACAUACAGAGAUAUUGCAGCUGUUGCAGUCAGACGGAGGUAGCUUCCAUCCGUAAACCUGCUCUACUUCCGUGUUCAGACGGAAAUGUACUUCGGAUACCCGUCAAGAUGGCCUUGACCUGUCACUGCCGACCUUGUUCAAUGUCAGUUCAACAGAUAGACAUUUUCGACCUUCGAAGGUUGUUGGCGUCAAGCUGGCCAAGCUCUUCUAUAUUCGGAGGCUGAUGU
This is a messenger RNA of Haliotis rubra (blacklip abalone), 557 nucleotides long. RefSeq lists its product as uncharacterized. The transcript is spliced from 3 exons. The coding region runs from base 87 to 554 and encodes 155 amino acids. Lineage: Eukaryota; Metazoa; Mollusca; Gastropoda; Lepetellida; Haliotidae. The record is from RefSeq and is a predicted model, not a curated record.